This is a messenger RNA of Hydatigera taeniaeformis, 1296 nucleotides long. The record is from the annotation of a GenBank genome assembly. NCBI's taxonomy places the organism in Eukaryota, Metazoa, Platyhelminthes, Cestoda, Cyclophyllidea, Taeniidae.
AUGCCAGAGGUUGAAGGUUUGGAAGAUUGUGUUGAAGAACGUGUUAUUAAUGAGGAGUACAAAAUUUGGAAGAAAAAUACCCCCUUCCUUUAUGACUUAGUGAUGACUCAUGCCCUGGAGUGGCCGAGCCUAACUGCUCAGUGGCUUCCUGAAAUUACUCGCCCUGAAGGCAAAGACUACUCCAUUCAUCGUCUCAUUUUGGGCACGCAUACGUCGGACGAACAAAACCAUCUUCUUAUUGCCAGUGUUCAGCUGCCCAAUGACAAUACUCAAUUUGAUCCCAGUAACUAUGACCCAGAACGUGGAGAAUUCGGUGGAUUUGGCGCUGUAACGGGCAAAAUUGAGAUCAACAUUAAGAUCAAUCACGAGGGUGAAGUGAACAGAGCGCGUUACAUGCCUCAGAAUCCAUGUGUUAUCGCCACAAAAACGCCGAGUGCAGAUGUGCUAGUCUUUGAUUACACUAAACAUCCAAGCAAACCCGAUCCAUCAGGUGUUUGUGAGCCCGAAUUAAGGUUGAGGGGACACCAGAAGGAAGGAUAUGGGUUAUCUUGGAAUCCCAAUCUCAACGGAUAUCUUUUAUCUGCCUCCGAUGACUACACGGUGUGCAUGUGGGAUAUUAACGCGACACCCAAGGAGGGUCGCAUAAUCGAUGCGCAUACCAUGUUCACGGGCCACACAAGCGUGGUGGAGGACGUGGCAUGGCACCCCCUGCACGAGUCUGUCUUUGGCUCAGUGGCGGAUGAUAAGCGUCUCAUGAUUUGGGAUACGCGUAGUUGUGGCAGUACCUCCACUGGUGCUGGAACCACUGCUACGGCGAGCAAGCCCAGCCAUUGUGUGGAGGCGCAUGCUGCUGAGGUGAACUGCCUCUCCUUUAAUCCCUUCUCGGAGUUUAUUCUCGCCACUGGCAGUGCAGAUCGCACAGUCGCUCUUUGGGAUCUCCGCUCGCUGCACAUGAAGCUGCACUCUUUCGAGUCCCACAAGGAUGAAAUUUUCCAAGUGCAAUGGUCACCACAUCACGAGACCAUCCUAGCCUCCUCCGGCACAGACCGUCGGUUGCAUGUGUGGGACCUCAGCAAGAUCGGAGAAGAGCAGACCCCGGAAGAAGCUGAAGAUGGACCACCCGAACUUCUCUUUAUCCAUGGUGGGCACACUGCUAAGAUCUCCGAUUUCUCCUGGAAUCCUUGUGUACCCUGGGUCGUCUGCUCCGUCAGUGAGGACAACAUCCUGCAAGUCUGGCAGAUGGCGGAAAAUAUUUACAACGAGGAUGAACCGCCACUGGCCAUCGAACCAGAGUAG